Zootoca vivipara (common lizard) is the source of this 5939-nucleotide messenger RNA. RefSeq names its product WD repeat domain 97 (gene WDR97). NCBI's taxonomy places the organism in Eukaryota, Metazoa, Chordata, Lepidosauria, Squamata, Lacertidae. The record is from RefSeq and is a predicted model, not a curated record. Gene Ontology annotation, molecular function: protein binding.
CAGGUGGGGCUUUGUGCGCUUCUGUGGGCCAGCCUCAUCCUUCAGGACUGCUCUUGCAUUUCUGGCCCAGCCUCUUUCACUCCCUUUGGGGCAGGCAAAGAACAACAGAGCAAAAUGAUUUCUAGAAUUCUCUCCCUGUCCCUGGUUCUGGUGCGGACCCUGUGCCUUGAAAGCUGGUUCCAAGUCCAGCUUUGCAGGUUCUAAGAAGGCGCUUGGUUCCCUUUGGCAUCCUCUGUGUGAAUGAGCUGAUCUGUUCUCCUCCGAGGCGAGGAUUCUGCUGUCUGGAGAAAGGCAGAACUUACAGGGAUGAUGGAGGCGGAAGGCAGAAGCUCCACUCGUGGAGGACGAAGGAAGCGGCUGCGCCUGUGCUCAGAGCAAGUCGAAAAUACAAAGGAGGUGGAAGCGGCGGCGGCGGAGAAGCAGAAUGAGCCCCAGCCGCCACCCAGGACGCGGCAAAGCAAGCCGUACCAGUACUGGACCAUACUCCAGAAACGCCUGCGCCGCGCUCUGGACAUGAUGAAGAAGGAGGACUUGAAGCCCAUCCACCUGAGCCACGGCCUGCAGCACCUGAGUCGCUCAGUCUUGGGCAGCCCCGUACGCUGCGUGACGUACCAUUUGCACGGGAACCGCUUUGUGGUGCUCGACUCGGAGAACAAGCUGCACUUCUUGAGGGAGGACGGCUCCUACAAGAGCUGCCUGAGGGCCCCUGCCCCCAUGGUGGGAAUCCUGUACGCCUCAAUGGUCAACCAGUUUGUGGCUUGGGACGAGGGCGGCCUCCAGGUCCUGGACUCCGACUUCCAGCUGCUCUCCCAGGUCCGCUCUGCCGUGCCCAUCCGAUGCGGGAUCUACAGCGAGAACCUGAACCGGAUCCUGACCGCGGGGGAAGGGAACCUGACCAUCUGGGACUUCCGCUAUGGCUGCCGGAGCCUGCAGUGCCGCGCCAUCCUGAGGGAGGGCCUGGGGCCUGGAGACGUCUUCUCCCACAUCGCCCUGGACACCAGCAGCUUCCAGCCCCAGCGCUGCUUUGCCUCCAGCAUGACUGGAGCAGCGGCCUGGGAUGUCUCCAAUGGGAAACUCCUCUCUUUCAAGAUGGAACUUCACAGCAGGGCGAUCACAGACAUCACCUACUGCGAAGUGAUUGGCUGCGCUAUCACGGCCUCACGGGACACAACCAUCAAGGUCUGGGACAAGAACUGGCACAUUCAGACGGUCUUUGUGGGCCACACAGGUCCGGUCGUCGCUGUGACCAUCUACCCUCAGAGGGCCAUCAUAUUCUCCGCCUCCCAGGACGGCACAAUCCGCACCUGGAACCUCAACACCAUUGACCAGGUGGACCAGGUCCAUUUAUCGGAGCCCGUGGAGACCCUGAAGGCCGUGACCCUGUCUCACAUCGUCUCCAUCUCCGGCUCGUCCCUGACCCUCUGGAAGAUCAACAAGCUCUACUCGCUCUACACGCCCGUGGGCUGCCCCAUCCGCCGCAUCAACUGCGUCAACCUGGAGGCCCUUGGCAACUUCCCCGUCCGCGCCCUCUGCAUCUGCCAGGACUCCACCGUGCGGAUGGUGGAUGCUCAGAGCGGAGUCAUCAUCUCCAUCCUUUUCUUGGACAGCCCCCGCCAGGGCCUGGAGCUGGCGUACUGCCUGCCGCGCGAGACCCUCUUUGUGCUGAUGGAGGAUGGCGCCGUGCUGUGGGCCAACAGCGCCCAGGACCCCAUGCAGACCAAGAAGAGUCUGCCAGGCAGCACCUGGGAGUCUGACCCCUGCUGCCUCAUGGUCUACAGCCACGUGCUGGACCCGGAGAAGGCCUAUUCCCAGUGGCUGGACGUGCUGGAUUGCAAGGGCUACAAGAAGCAGUGGCUGAAACUCCCAGAUAAAAACAGGUUCCUGCUAAUUUUGGGACACAAAACGGGCUUCCUCACUGUCGUGGAGUGGUUUCUGGCCCGAAACCGCUACAAGGUGGAGGCACACGGCUCCCAAGCGGUCACGGCCUUGGCUGAAUACCCCACGCAGAUGUGUAUCAUUUCAGCAGGUGCCGACCGCACGGUGAAGAUGUGGCGUGUUUUCCCCUACACCACGGAGUGCCUGGUCCCGCUCCUGAGCUUCUCCUGUGCCUCCCCUGCCUUGCACCUGUGCUCCCUGGGGGAGACACUGGCGGUGGCCUUCCAGGACCCCCAGACGGCCACCUAUAGCGUCGUCUACUACAACCUGAUGAAGCAGACGCGCUCCGAGCACAAACCCGAAGAUGAUGCCCAGGACAACAUCACAGGCCUCUGCUGCUGCCCCAACCUGAAGCUCGUCGCUUCGUCCAGCAGAGACGGAUCCGUGAAGAUCUGGGACAUCGAGAACAAGCUGCUGCGGCACCUGAAGAUGAACACCAUCCCGGAGAGCCUGGCCUUUGCCAACCACUGGGGGGACCUGCUGGUUGGGCUGGAGAGACACGUCUUCCUCAUCCACCACAACAAGUACCUGCCCAACCACUACAAGAUGAAGCUGCUGUGCGCCAGGUUCCUGGAGCCCCUCAAGGGCAUCCCUCUCCCCAUCAGCGAUGCCCACUUCGAGGCUCUUGUCAAGGAGAACGUCCGGCGGCUGAAGCAGGACCAACCCUUGGAGGAGAUUGAGUCCCCUGUGCCUGGAGGCCGCAGGAUGGCCUUGCAGGAAUCCGGAGUGCUCCGCGACAUCCAUGCCAGGACGGAGGGACUCUCCCAGAUGGCCGACAGGGACCAGGAUCUGGAGCUGGUCCAGAAGGGGAAAGCAAGCGUGGCCAAGAAAUUGCGGCCCACCAAGGAAAUGAAGGAAGAGGCCUUUGAGAAAUACCUGAAGAUAUUCUACAAGCCGCAACCCAAAAUUGAGAUCCCGGAGGAGGACACCUUCAAUGCCGAUGAGGUGCUGGAAGUCAUGCGCCAGGCGAAGUCCCUAUCGGAGCUCUAUGGGCCAGACGGCAUGUUCCUGGGGUGCUUCCCCCCACCCAUUUCCCUGGAACGUCCCGAGACAUUGGAGGACACCAGCUCCCCUGCAGAGGAGAGCCCCCUGGCGGUCCUCUCAACAGCCCCGUCUGUGUCUGAAAUCAAAGAAGCUGUAUCCCCGGUUCCUCCAGUGAGAGUCCCGGUUUUUGGGUUGAGAAGGAGCAAAAGUGAGCAGAUAGGCAUGGCACAAAAGGGAAAGAAACCCCCCAAGCCGAGGAGGAGGAGGUUGCCCCCUCCGGUGCCCUCGCCACUGGUGACAGCCCCCGAGGAGAUUCCGGAGCCCAGCUCUAGCUCUCCCUUGGACGAAGCGGAGACGUUUUCCCCCAGCACAAGACGUCCUUCCCCAGGCCUCAUCCUCUCUGGAAUGGACACCAGGGGUAGCAAGGUCAAGAUUCGUAGGGCAACGUUGAAGAAAGACUUGGGUGCAAUCCAAGAGUCCGAAAUGGGUGCUUCCGUCACACCCCCUUCACAACUCUCCUCAACCCCCAGUUUUCCUGGGGAGCCCAUCAAGAGCGAGAAGAGUGUCGUCUUCAAGGAGUUCCCAUCGCCAGACAAGAGCCAGGGGUCUCCUUCCUCGCCAGAGAAGAGCCAGGGGUCUCCUUACUCGCCAGACAAGAUCCAGGGGUCUCCUUCCUCGCCAGACAAGAUCCAGGGGUCUCCUUCCUCGCCAGACAAGAUCCAGGGGUCUCCUUCCUCGCCAGACAAGAGCCAGGGGUCUCCUUCCUCGCCUGGCAAGAGCCAAGGGUCUCCUUCCUCGCCUGGCAAGAGCCAGGGGUCUCCUUCCUCGCUUGACAAGAGCCAGGGGCCCUUUCCCUUGCCAGCCAAGAGCCAGGAGUCACACCCAGCUUUGCCAGUCAGGAGCCAGGAGUUGUCUCCCUUCUCGCCCGUCAGGAGCCAGGAGUCUUCACCCAAGUCCCUGGGCUCCAUUUCCCGCAUGAAGAGCCAGACAUCUUCCGUUAUCAUCAAGGGCUUCUUUCCCGAGAGGCCGCCUUCCGGCAGCAAGGACUACUUCAGACUGCAGGAGCUGGAGAGCCACCAGGCGCCGCUGCCCAGGUUGUCUUCUGGGUUCAUCCCCAACUCGGUGGCUGCCCUGCAGUUUCACAGCGAGGAGAUGCUGGCGGAGGAGAGAGAGGAGAGAGAGGAGAGACUCAUGGGGGUGGUGGAGCCGGAGACAGAAAGCCCCUCGAGAACGUUCGCAAUGUGGAAGGUGGACGAGGACGAAGAGCCAAGGACACAGGUUUCUGAAGAGACCGGCAUAAUCAAGCCCAGUAGAAAACAGACGGAUCUUCCUGAGAUCUUCCUGACGCAGCUGGAUGAGUCUCAAUACCCGGAGCAGAAGAAAGAGCCACCCUUCUUUGUCCUCCCAUUCUUGGACAUGCAGUGGUUCCAAGACCUUUUUCCUGAGGGCUUUCCACCGGACAUGACCUUGAAUGAGUUCCUGACGAAGAUGAUGGCGUCAUUGGUUGUCACCAGAGACUUUGGCCAAAAGGCAGAGCUGGUUGCAGCCAUCUUGAGCCUGAAGGACGAGAUGGGGAUUCGGAUGAAAGAGCUGGUCUGCAGCACCUUUAUCCAGGUGUUGAACAAGAGGGACGACAUGCCCUCCCUCCGGGAAAGGAAGCACCGGAAGUUCAUCCUGGGCACCUUGCAGGCCCUUGUGAAGAUGGACAAGAACAACAAAGACCUGAUGGUGGAGCUCAUGGCCUUUUACCUGCAGGCUUAUCCCCCGGACAAGGUCAUUAUUUACAAUCUGAUGAAGCAGGUGGGAGUCCAGGACCCCCACAGCUAUUUCACCAAGGAGCUGAGCUCCUGGCCGGUGGAGGCGAGCGACGCCAAAGAGACCGUGCGAGGAGCCUGCGACCAGUGGCUGGGAGGGAAGAUGCGGGAGCUCAAGGAGCACAGAGCUCAGCUUUUGGCGCAGAAGGUUCCAUCCAGGCAGGGGUAUUACUUUAAACCUUUCCAGAAGCAGAAGAGACGCUCCACCAUGGAGACGGAGAGCAAGAUGUCUUCCCCGGAAAUCUUCCAAGAGGAGCAGAGCGGCUCUAGUGUGGACCAAGAGAGGCGGCUGGAGGGGAAAUAUUCCCCUGAGAGCUACAAAGAGGUGGGAAAAGACCUGGGUGAGAAGGAGCAGGCAGAGAGGAGAUUCCUGGUGGAGGAGAAGAGGGCAUGGAAGGAGGAGAGUCGACAGGAGCCAGAGGGUGUUGAUGUCACGGACAAUACAGAGCGGUCAGAGAUGCAGGAGCCAGGAAGCCUGGAGGCGGAGACUUCUCGGUUUGGGAUGCAGCCCGUCUGCCCUGUCGAUGCCAUCCAUUACUUUGCCGAAAAGCAGCUGGAGAAGGAGAUGGAGGAGAUGAAGAAGCAGCUGGUCUCUUCAGAGCUAAUCGCUCUGAAGGACACUCCCAAGGACACCGUCAAGGACACUCCCAAGGACACCGUCAUGGCCUUGCCUCCCAUUAAGAAGAAGCGUGCCAUCCUGCGGCUCGGAGAAACCAACGCCAUGUUGAGGAAGAGAAUACCCGAGCGCAUCUUCUGCCCGUACAUCUUCUCACGCUACCUCAUGAAGGGGUUUGCGCCCUUUGUGAAACUUCCCCUGCCGAGAAUCAACUUGGAUCCGUUCCCACCCAUUCUGGGGAGGCCGGCAUCACCCAAGUCCUUCACCGCCAUGCAGCAGUUGGUGCGGAAGUAUUUCAUCCCCAAGUUUUCGUAUGCCGACAACUACCCUUGAAGCCUCCCUGGGUGCAGGAGACACCCGAACUUCCACCCGAGGGGAAAUUCCUUCAGGCUGGGAAUGGCUGGAGGGAUGGCCAGCUUCUGGUGCCCCAGCCAGGCAGAUGGCAGGGAGGGGAGGCCGCCUGCCCGCCCGCCCGCCCGCCUUCCACAGAUGCAUCGAGACAAAAUGAAAAGUCAAUAAAAGCAAACUUAUGCCCAAGGUCACCCAAAACCUCUGUCUGCUCAUGCUUUUUGUAGUUUCCUACUCUCUUC